This is a messenger RNA of Monomorium pharaonis (pharaoh ant), 2892 nucleotides long. RefSeq names its product elongation of very long chain fatty acids protein 4. The record is from RefSeq and is a predicted model, not a curated record. Lineage: Eukaryota; Metazoa; Arthropoda; Insecta; Hymenoptera; Formicidae. The transcript has 7 exons. Gene Ontology annotation, biological process: fatty acid elongation, saturated fatty acid; fatty acid elongation, polyunsaturated fatty acid; sphingolipid biosynthetic process. Bases 508 to 1482 code for a protein of 324 amino acids. Gene Ontology annotation, molecular function: fatty acid elongase activity. Gene Ontology annotation, cellular component: endoplasmic reticulum membrane.
GUUUUUCUAUUCGCCGACGGGGCCGGGAAAAACCAGGUGACGAGAGAGGGAUACCGAGGGUGAGGUGAUGCCGCGAGGCGCGUGAAAGCUAAUUAUUAUCCCGCUCGGCGGAAACGGCGGGAUCGCGGUCGGCCGCACGUUGUCACUUUCGAUUCCGUCCCCGCGGGGGGUUUUCCCCGGGACCGCCAGGGCGAGGGUCCCCUCCCCUUCCCCUCCGCUCGCGGGUGAUGGUAACCGUGCUCGCGUACGGGGUGGCGAACGACCGCGCCGCUUCGCCGAGACCGCCGGCGUGCAGCUGGUGCAGCCGUCGCCGAGGGACGGAUCCUCUCGAACGAGAGCUCUCUCGCGCGUAUCCCGAGGGGAUACUCCGCGGACGCUACUCGCCGUAAUCGCCAUCGGAGCCCAAAAAGAAGGUCGUCGCCGCCGCGAAGUGAGGAGAGGUCACGCGUGAUCGUCUUUGAUCACGCCGGAGGAGAAAUCAACGGGGGAAAACGAUACUCUCGGGAAAUGGCGAACUUCAUUAAUUCAACAGCACAAUUCUUCAACGAUGCAUAUGACUACUACCUCUGGACGCUAUCCCUCGCGGAUGAGAGGACGAGGGGAUGGUUAUUGGUUGACUCGCCGAAACCAACGUUAAUUUAUACGAUGCUGUAUCUCCUCAUCGUCUGGGCGGGUCCUAAGGUCAUGAGGAAACGAAAAGCCUUCAAAUUAACGUGGGCAUUGGUGCCCUACAACCUUGCCAUGGCCUGUCUCAACGCUUAUAUUGCCAUUCAGUUGUUCGUAGCUUCCACAAGGUUACGGUAUAGUUACGUGUGCCAGCCAAUAAGGCAUAUCACGCGUCCCGAUGAAAUUCAGAUCGCUCACGCGGUUUGGUGGUACUACUUUAGCAAGCUUCUGGAAUUUUGUGACACGUUCUUCUUCAUUUUGCGGAAGAAGGACAACCAGCUGAGCUUCCUUCACGUCUAUCAUCACUCCACCAUGUUCUCGUUAUGGUGGAUUGGGAUUAAAUGGGUACCGAGCGGAUCCACUUUCCUGCCAGCGAUGGUAAACAGCUUUAUUCACGUGCUAAUGUACUCGUAUUACGGACUCGCCGCGUUAGGGCCUUCGGUAAGCAAAUACCUCUGGUGGAAGAAGUACUUGACGAUCCUUCAGCUCAUUCAGUUCACGACCGCCUUGAUUCUGGGAAUCAACGGCAUCCGUUCGGGAUGCGACUUUCCCCUCUGGAUGCAGUACGCCCUCGUCAUCUACAUGCUCUCCUUCAUCGUCCUGUUCGGGAACUUCUACGCCAAAGCUUACAUCGCGAAGGGUAAACAGGUCUACGCGGAGAAGCGGCUCGAGAGGCUAAGAGCCGCUGGGAAGAACUCGUCGGCGAGCCCGACGCAGCUCGGCGGCGCGGUCAGCAACGGGAAGAUCGCGAACGGGCACGCGAACGGGCACGCGAACGGCUACACGAACGAGACGUCCAAGAAGAAGUCUCAAUGAGAGUAUUCCCAUGUUGGGAGACUCGAUCCCCACGACGCACGACGAAGAAGGUGUAGUCACGGACAUUAGUCGGCGUCGGGCAGUGCGCUGUGUCGGGGGUAGUUUAACGUAAAAAGGAAAAGGAUAAAUAAAUAAAUAAAAAAAAAGGAUAAGAAGGGGAGAGGGAAGAAGUGGAGUUCUCAAUUUUUUGGAUUCCCGCACGUCGUCGGGUUUUUGUGCUUUUGCAAGGCGAAAAUCAGCAUCGUGAUUCCAAAGGUUAUCCAGGAUCAGCAAAUUUGUAUAUUCGCGGCGCCACGCUGAUUCCAGCAACUGUACAUAAUUAUUAACGAUUAUACCCUAAGGAGAAGGUCUAGAACCGAGUGCGUUUUGUAGCAAUUAGCGCGAUGGGCCUGUAAGGAUGAGAGAGCUUUCGUACAUAAAAUAUAAUAUUAAGCCGAAGCAUGGAAGGAUUUAUAUAUUGUAUGAUAAUCCAGGUAAAUAUCAAAAUAGCAUCAAAAAAAAAAAAACAGAAAAAGCAAAUCGAUCUUUCUUUCAGAGAGCAAGUCAGAGUAGGCGAGUAAGUUUUUCUUUUCUCUAAAAUGUAAUAUCAUCUGGAAAAAAUAGUCGCGUAACGGGAAGGAGGGAAACGGGCGUAUGUGCGCGUGUAUAAUAGAUAGAUAAAAACAAAUAAACGAAUCGUCAAAGAAAAAAAAAGAGGGAACGAGAAGACGCGAGAGAAAUUUGUAGUAACGAAGAGUCUACACAAGGGAAGGUUGUCGCAGGAGGGUCGAGGUUCCUUAGAAAGAGAACGUUUAGAAUUCAGUGCAACCCCACACUUUGUAAAAAUUUCAUAACAAAAUGUAUGUAUGUGUGUGUGCGUAUAAUACAGGGCAAUUGACUCGCAUCAAACUUCGCAAGUGCCGUUUCGCGAAAACGAACAGCAGUACGAAUUAAUAUUCAGAGGUUCCGAUCCGGGAAGCCUAUCACGCAGCUAAUAUUCCUGAUCGAUUCGCAUAAAAACAGGGGAUGCACUUUUCGUCCGCUUUCGUCAAAACGUACGAAUGUAACAAUUUUAUCUAUUUUAGAUUUCUAUUUGUUUUAAGUAUAACAGAUUUCGAUAACGAAAAAAGAAAAAGAAAAAGAAAAAAAGGAAGUAUCGAUUCGAAGGUUUUUGUACCGGCGCUUUUUCUACAACAAAUUAUUCAGACGCGUACAUACAAGUCGCGUAUUUUUGUCGCAAUAAAGACUAUGCAGCAAUAAAAAUUGUAUCAAUGAAAGAAAAAAAUGCAACAGAGAAAACGUUCGCUGCAUUUGAUUCCAUUUGAUAAAUAUAAAUCACGGAAGUCUGCUCUUUAUCCAGCGUACACAAUUUGUAUUCUUAUCUCGAAAUUUACGAACGGUAACUGACAACUGAAUAAAUUACAAAGUAAU